AUGGAGACCAAGAUUGUGGUCAGAAAUUUGCCGGAGCUGCCGCGAGACGUAUUGAUGGAUAUCUUUGCCCUCCUGGAGAUCCCGGACCUCAAGCGUGCGGGCUCCGUCUGCUCCUCAUGGCGCUCUGUUUAUACCAGCCUAUGCAGCCAGCUUGAGCUGUACAAACGGCCCCAGACGCCUUGCCUUCUCUACACCUCUGAAUCUGCCGCUCACAACGUAGCUUGUCUCUACAGCCUCGCGGAAAAGCGGGUCUACAGUCUAACUCUUCCGGAUCCACCCAUCCACAGCAAGUAUCUGAUUGGGUCCUCACACGGCUGGCUGAUCACCGCUGACGAGAAAUCCGAGCUCCACCUUCUCAAUCCGAUCACCUGUCAACAGAUUGCUCUCCCGUCAGUGAUCACCAACGAGAGGGUGAAGCCGGUCUUUGACGAUGCAGGCACAAUUAAGGAGUAUGAAUUGUGGGAGCCAAAGUAUGACGUUGAGCUAGACUGUGAAUUGGAUGAUCAUCAUAAGUCAACCCAUGCUCUGGACAAGCUUCGCGACUUGUUCUACAUCAGGGCAUACAUAUUUGCUAACCCGUCUACACGAAGCUACAUUGUGGUUCUCAUCCACAGCGAAUCACAACUUUCGUUUGCAAGAGUAGGUGAUUGUAAGUGGACAUUGCUGCCGCGGGGUAAUGACUAUGAAGACUGCAUCUACAUGAAUGGCCUAUUGUAUGCCUUCACGAGCUUUGGACAAAUCAAUACAUUUGAUCUCCACAGUCCUACCAUUACAAGGAAUAGAAUUAUAGGCGACAUGAAGACUUAUACUCAAGGCCGGCUGUACGUUCUCCAGGCUCCAUCCGGUGAUCUACUGCAAGUUCACAGGAUUUUGGAACUCGAAGAUACUGAUGAUAAGGAGGAGGAGGCCAUACUUGUGACUAACAGCAUAUUGUUAUAUAAGGUUGAUAUGGCAGCAAAAGACCUUGUGUUAAUAAACGACUUGCACGAUCAAGUGCUAUUUCUCGGGUGUAACCAGUCGCAAUACCGUAGCGCUGACGAAUUCCCUCAGCUGAAGCCAAAUUGUGUCUAUUUCACUGAUGAUGAGGCAUAUGUUUGGAAGUAUAAGAAUUACUGCCGGGAUAUAGGUGUUAUCAACUUGGAAAACAACAAAAGGGAAGAGAUUCUACCUCAGCUUUGGUGUAGCUGGCCAAAUCCCAUAUGGGUAACACCGAAUCUUGCAAGGAUGAACUGGGGUUUCGCUGGUUCUGCUACUGACUCUUCUGGCAUUGUGAGAUCACCUUCUACACAAGCAGCUGAUGGUACAUCUCUUCCUGUUACUGGUCGAGGCAUUCUUACCACUUCAUCUUUUCAUGUUCCUGAUGUUGCUCAUACCGUCAUACUGGUGCUCUUCUUGGUGCUGGCCCCCGGCGCCGUGACUCCCAGGGCCUCUGGGAGCUUGACUAGCUUCAUCUUCCCUCCGCUGCUACCACCGCCAGUCACUCCGCCUCUGUUGCCUUGUCUACCAGCUCUUUUCAGCAGUGGCAUCAUCGCCUUGAAUGGCGUGGCUGAGCGCAAGCAUCGUCACCUUCUUGAGACGGCUCGUGCAUUGAUGAUCGCCGCCUCUCUUCCACCUCACUUUUGGGCUGAGGAUGUCUCCACUUCCACCUAUCUCAUCAACCUUCAGCCGUCCACUGCUCUGCAGGGUGGUGUUCCUUUUGAACGUCUCUUUGAUCGUUCUUCUGAUUACUCGACGCUGCGUAUGUUUGGUUGUUUUGCGAUGGCAGAGGAGCUUGCUGCUCUUGAGCGCACCGGCACGUGGGACCUUGUUUCUCUUCCUCCUGGUGUUCGUCCAAUCACUUUGGUGAGCUACGUGAGGAGGUUUUCAUGCAGCCUCCACCUGGGUAUUCAGUUCCUGAUGGCAUGGUCUGCCGUCUUCGUCGCUCUCUCUAUGGCCUUAAGCAAGCCCCUCGCGCCUGGUUUGAGCGUUUUGCCUUUGUGGUGA
This is a messenger RNA of Triticum urartu, 1983 nucleotides long. Its product is annotated as F-box protein At5g25290-like. Lineage: Eukaryota; Viridiplantae; Streptophyta; Magnoliopsida; Poales; Poaceae. The record is from RefSeq and is a predicted model, not a curated record. Gene Ontology annotation, molecular function: protein binding.